AUGGCCACAGCCACAGCUAGUCCAUGGGGUGACGAGUCUGCAGCCUCGCACUUCAGCAAGUUCACUCUGCGCACCGAGAACACCGAGGAGUGGCGCAAGCAGCCGCCCGCGCUUGUAAAUGCCGCCGAUCCGCGCUUCCCCGACAGCGCUGUUGAUCUCUCCGACAUCUGCGGCGACUCCGACUCCAACAGCAAGCGGCCUCGGCAGCCCGCUGACGGAGAAGAGACCUCAUCUGCCGCUCGCCCGUCGACCGGCCUUGUGUCGCUCGCGCAGCAGCUGCUGCAGCAGCAGAUGGGCGGCAACGCGCGAUUCACGUCGACUAAUUCGGGGAGCAAAGGCACCAACGUGGCGUCUCUAGCGGGACUCAGCGACUACGGCAGCUACACCGGUUCGCCCGUGACUCCGCUCAUGCCGAGCUUCAGCUGCGCGUCGUCUGAGGCGUCGGGCCAGUCGCCGGCGAAUCGCGCAUGGCGACAAUCGAGCGACCCUCGCGCGGUGUCGCAGCAGACGGCGACGAUGAGGGAAUCGUCGCUUCGCGAGAAGCUCCUGCGAGCGAGCAGCGCGGCAGCCUCCGAAACCUCCUCGCAGAGCUCUUGGCACGAGCAGCAAUCGCAAGCCGCGUCCGUCUAUUCCGCCCGCGAGUCCGCUUCGGCGGCCGACGACUACCACUGCGAGCCGGAGGAGAACGAGCAGGGCGAGCUCGACUUCUCGGACAUUAAAUCCGUCUGCCUUAACUUCGACGAGGCGCAGCAGCAAUCUGAGGAAAUGGAGUUCCAACGCGCGCGCCUCGAGAUCGUCGACAUCGUACCCCUCGCGUCCGGACCGCGGAACAGAUUCAUGUCGGCGUCAGCUGUCAACAUGCCCGAACACGUUCUUUUCGCUCUCACGUUUUCCGACUCCCCCGCGCUUCGCCUGCCCGGAGACGAGUCUAUCCAGAAGCUCUUCCCGCUUAACAUGCAGCAGCGCGCGGCGCAGGACAAACCGCAAGUCCCCGCGCACACGCACGGUUCCGCGUUCGGCGGGAACGGAGGCGCGAAGCGGAAUGAGAUAUUCCCAAGCUACCUAAGAAGCGGCGCAGGUGCCGCCGCCGCGUGCGGCAUCCCGAGCUACGGCAGCUACGCUUGA
Closterium sp. Naga37s-1 is the source of this 1125-nucleotide messenger RNA. The record is from the annotation of a GenBank genome assembly. Lineage: Eukaryota; Viridiplantae; Streptophyta; Zygnematophyceae; Desmidiales; Closteriaceae.